CCCUCCCCUGCUGUCUAUCUCCUCACCCUCGCUGCGUGCUGUCAAUAAUUGAUGGUCUUUAGUGACUCUCAAAGGGUAACAGGUCCGGCAGAAAAUGUCUCAUGUGUCAUUUCUUCAUUUAUUCACAAGUCGGUCUUGAAGCUCGGAGAAAGCGGCGACUAUUUACUAGCCGUGCUUGUGUUUUGCUUGCACCUGCGCGUGACUGAGCGCAAACGGGUUCAUGCGGCAUGAGUGACAGCAGCACAGAAGGAGGUGAAGGGAAGCUUUAAAUAAGUGGGUGGCGGGGGGUCAUGGAGGGGGAGUGACAGAAUUAUUGAGUGAAUUAAUUCAGCCUUGGCCAGCCCUGAUAAACUGGUAAACUGCAAACUUGCAGUACAGUACAAACAUGGAGGAAGGGAAGAGAGAAGACACAUUCUUCCCCAGAAGGAGAAGUUUCACUUUUGGCACUUAUGGAAGCAUGGACAUAUCCAAGGACGAAGCAGGAGCGGAAGCCGCCGAGAGCACGACGACGGACAUCUUGGAUGACGGCAAGCCUGUCCUCUCGGCUAGCGGCAGCCAGAAGGAAACGGAGUUGUUUGAAAUCAUUGAAAAGCUCCAGGGCAGCAGGCUCGAUGAGCAGCGAUGUGAAUUCCCUCUGCCGCUUAAGUCUCGGCUUUUGACGACAGGCGGAGUGCUGCCAAUCAUCCUCCCUUCGAAGCUGGGGCGCUACUGGGUCGACCCGCCUUUGGAGAGACUCGCAGAUGUCAGCCCCACCUCCUCCCAUCACGGCCUCCCAGCAGACGACUACGAACUCAAGGAAAGGGACGGCGAGGCCAAAAUCUACCGCCACUUUUUCCGCUCGCGGUAUCACCAUUCCUUCACGGCAGUGGAUCCGACCUUAGGGCCGCUGGUGUUGUCUGUGUGUUUGGAGGAAGAGGAAAAUCGCCUGCGAGUCAUACUGAGGAUGAAACAAUGUUCUCUGCACGGAGUUUUCUCCCUGUCGCUUUUCCCUGGUAUUCCAUCAUCUGUCGAACUGGCAAAGAUGCUGUGCGACAGAGUGACCGUCUCAAAGUUUGACGCGGUCAGCUACCUCAAGGCUCCGGUACUAAUAAAAGCGUUCGAUGAGCACAGGGUGUCGUCCAAUUUCAAGUUUGGUGUUUUGUACCAGAAGGAGAAUCAGUUCACCGAGGAGGACAUCCUCGGUAACGAUGAAGAAAGCGAAGGCUUUACCGAGUUCCUGUCGAUUUUGGGGGACACGGUUCAACUCCAAGGCUUCACUGGCUUCAGAGGAGGUCUGGAUGUUUGUCACGGCCAGACGGGGAACGAGGCGGUCUUUACUUCCUUCCACGGCAGAGAGGUCAUGUUUCAUGUGGCGACAAAACUGCCCUUCACCGAAGGCGACCCACAGCAGCUGCAAAGAAAGAGACACAUCGGUAACGACAUUGUGGCGAUGGUCUACCAGGAGGGUCCGACUACUUUCUUAGCUGACAUGAUUAAGUCGCACUUCCUGCACUGUUUCAUCGUGGUCCGGAGGGUCCAAAGCGGGAAGACGGAUGAUGCUGGCCAAACUGCAUAUCAGCUAUCUGUCACCGCUAGGGAUGACGUUCCUCCAUUCGGUCCAGUGCUUCCACAUCCUCCAGUCUUCACAGAUCACUCCCUACUGAGAGAAUUCCUCCUCACCAAGCUCAUCAAUGCGGAAAUUUCCUGCUGUAAAGCCGAGCAGUUCAGCAGACUGGAGCAACGCACACGCUCAGCACUUCUGGAGAAUCUGCAGGCAGAACUCUCCACUCGUUCACAAUGCAUGCUGGGAGACCCAUCAGCCUCUUCUGUCCCCUCUGCUGAGAGUGUCAAGGGGGUGUCCGAAGGCAGUGGGGGGUUCAUUGAGAACUUUAAGAGGGCCAUCCGAGUGCGGAGCCAUUCCUUCGAGACCCUCGGGGUGCCCAGGAAAAUCAGUGGCAUCUCACCACAGGUCCAAGCGAGUCCUCAAGAGGAGACGUAGUACAUUCCAGAUUUUAGACAUUUAUGCACAUCAUGUUGACCUUAUUAUCUGUGUGGAGGACUCCUGUAAAGGUAGUAAAUUAAAAUUGCUGCUCAUGUAAUUAUCAUGCUGCAAUAGCAGUCAUAUAUGUAAUACAAAUUAUAUUUUAGUGACAUGUAUGGUAAAUAAAAACCUGAAA
Syngnathus acus (greater pipefish) is the source of this 2156-nucleotide messenger RNA. Its product is annotated as rap1 GTPase-activating protein 2. Gene Ontology annotation, biological process: regulation of small GTPase mediated signal transduction; activation of GTPase activity. The transcript is spliced from 16 exons. NCBI's taxonomy places the organism in Eukaryota, Metazoa, Chordata, Actinopteri, Syngnathiformes, Syngnathidae. Gene Ontology annotation, molecular function: GTPase activator activity. The record is from RefSeq and is a predicted model, not a curated record. Bases 386 to 1978 code for a protein of 530 amino acids. Gene Ontology annotation, cellular component: cytoplasm.